Messenger RNA from Clupea harengus (Atlantic herring), 6370 nucleotides. It is a transcript of the gene pks1, whose product is annotated as polyketide synthase 1. Gene Ontology annotation, biological process: fatty acid biosynthetic process. Gene Ontology annotation, molecular function: 3-oxoacyl-[acyl-carrier-protein] synthase activity. NCBI's taxonomy places the organism in Eukaryota, Metazoa, Chordata, Actinopteri, Clupeiformes, Clupeidae. The record is from RefSeq and is a predicted model, not a curated record.
AUGUAUGAGGACAUUGCAGUAAUCGGGAUUGGAUGUAAUUUCCCUGGAGGUGAAGGUCUUGACAACUUCUGGAGGGUUCUAGUUGAGGGAAAGAACUGUACUGUAGAGAUUCCAGAUGAACGGUUUGACUGCUCAUCCUGGUACGAUCCUGACGACAGCAGACCUGGAAAAACACAGACUACCAAGGCAGCUCUUAUAGAUGGAUUUAAUGAGUUGGACCACAAGUUCUUUGGCAUUACUGAGGCAGAGGCAGACUUUAUGGACCCCCAGCAAAAGCUGCUACUAGAGUGCUCCUACAGAGCCCUGGAGGAUGCUGGGAUACCCAUGGAGAAGAUCAGCGGGACCAGGACUGGAGUUUACAUAGGCCUCAUGAACAGGGACUAUGAGACCCUGCUAAACAACAGCCCGAGCACAAUAACCCACUAUAAUGGCACUGGGACAGCUAUGAGUGUGGCUGCCAACAGGAUCUCCUACACAUUCAAUCUCACUGGGCCUUCAUUUGCCAUUGAUAGCGCUUGCUCCUCGUCUUUAGUAGCACUUCACUCUGCCUGCCAGGCCAUCAGACAAGGUGAUUGUGAGAUGGCUCUUUGUGGAGGAGUCAACUGCAUUCUUGAGCCAAGAGUCUUCGUGGCUCUCAGCAAAGCCAAGAUGAUCUCAUCUGAUGGCACCAGCAAACCAUUCUCCAGCAGAGCAAAUGGAUAUGGCAGGGGAGAAGGUUGUGGAGUUGUCCUGCUGAAACCUUUGAGGAAGGCUCUUGAAGGCUUUCAUCAUAUAUGGGGCAUUAUCAGCAAAACAGCAGUAAACCAAGAUGGUCGCACUGUCACUCCAAUCACCAAGCCGUCCAUGGUCCAGCAGGAGGAACUUCUCAGGAGGAUCUACUCCACAGAGAGUGACCUGACGAGUGUCCAGUACAUAGAGGCUCAUGGGACUGGAACACCAGUAGGUGACCCAAUAGAAGCAGGGAGCAUCUCUAACGCCGUCGCCCAAGCUAGGCCUCGUGGAUCAGAGACAAUCAUUGGCUCUGUGAAAGGUAACAUAGGACACACUGAAUCAGCAGCUGGUGUAGCAGGAUUGAUUAAGGUUCUUCUAAUGAUGAAACAUGAGACCAUUGUCCCCUCAUUGUUCUACUCAGAGGAAAGUUCAAGCAUUGAUGCUAAAGCUUUAAAUAUAAGGAUUCCUACGGAAGCAGAGAAAUGGAAGCAGACAAAUCCCGGUGGUAGAGUGGCUGGCGUCAAUAACUUUGGCUUUGGGGGCACCAAUGCCCAUGCUGUCAUAAGGGAACACAUACAAACACCUAAUUCAAUUCUUGCCAGAUCUGAGACAAGAAAAUGCUUCACUCUUUCAGCCAUGACAGAGACGUCCCUCAGGAUGUGUAUUUCAGACACUCAUCAAAGGCUUAGCACAGGUGAACCAGUAGAUCUAAAAAACAUUGCUUACACGUCAGCGUGUAGGAGAGGUCACUUAAAACAUAAAUACAGGAAAGCAUUUUUGUCAUCUUCAGUUGCAGAACUAAAAGAACAGCUUAGGAUGGCUCUCGAUAAAAAGAUCAUCCCAUCCAAGCCAGACUUGAAGUUGGUGUUUGUGUUCUGUGGCAAUGGAGUCACCUACAGAGGCAUGUGUAAACAGCUGUAUAAAGAACCUAUUUUUCGAGAGAAAGUAAGGGAAGUGGAAAAUCUUUUCCAGAAUCACAGGAGCACAUGUAUUUCCCAGAAGAUAGUGAAUGAUUAUGACAACGAUGACUAUUCCAAACCAGAGGUUGUUCAACCCUUGCUCUUCGCCAUUCAGGUUGCACUUGUAAAUCUUCUGAAACAUUGGGGCAUCAGACCAGAUGCUGUUCUUGGGCAUUCUGUAGGAGAAGUUGCUGCUGCACAUUGCUCUGGGCUGUUAUCUCUUGCGGACGCUGUCAAGGUGAUCUACUACCGAAGUGCUUUGCAGGGAAGUGUCACUGGCGGGAAAAUGCUUGUGGUUGGCAAUGUAGCUGUUGCUGACAUUUUGAAAAUCCUAUCGUCUUACACAGCAAAGGUUUGUCUGGCGGCUAUAAACAGUCCUGUAUCCUGUGUAUUAUCAGGUCACAAAGACGCAGUAGACAACCUGCACCAAAAGCUGAAAACUUCAGUUAUGACUAAAAACCUCUUUCUCCAUGUUUUGGAUGUUCCCGCUGCUUAUCACAGUCAUAUGAUGGAUCCUAUAUUAAGUCAGAUCAAAGAAAGUAUAGGAGCUCUAGAUGUAAAUGAAAUGGAUUGUGAACUUCUUUCAACAGUUACAGGGAAGACAUCAUCUGCAGAGGACUUUACCACAGGUGAAUACUGGGCAAGGAACAUCCGUGAGCCAGUUGCAUUUCAACAGGCAAUAGAAUCAGCAGUCAAGGACAAAACGAAUGUGGUUUUCAUAGAGAUAAGCCCAAGGAGGGCUUUGCAGAGGAACAUUAUGGAGGUGCUAGGGAAUGAUAUUACCGUUUUGUCUUCAGUGCAGCCAGACAGAGACCAUGAGACACUUGUUAGUACUGUGGCUAGACUUUUUGAGCUAGGGUCUCAAAUAGCCUGGGACAGUGUCUACAGAGGGUCUGAGAGCCAAACAAUGGCCUUCCCCAGGUACCAAUUUGACUGUCUCAAAAAAGAGGUUAACUUUGAGUCUGUGAGGCAAGGGAAUGACAUUUUACCCCAUUCUGUGCAUCCUCUACUGACACAGAUGAAGAGAAACAGCAAACAGUUUAAGUGUAAUCUCUCAUCCAAUGUUACAUCCUACCUUUGGGAGCACAAAAACAAUGGAGUUGUGAUUGCACCUGGUUCUCUGUAUGUGGAGCUAGCUUUGGAAGCUGCUAUGCAGUUCAUCAGGCCAAAGAAGCCUCUGUGUUCUCUACAGCUUAGCGUUACGUUCCAGAGCUUGUUUGUGCUCAGCAAGGAGUCCAAUCAAUUGACAGUGCUUCUUGAGCCAUCUGAUGGCAAGACCAGAUUUGAAAUACGGUCUUCGUCCACUGUGCAUGCAUCUGGCGCCAUUACCUAUGGAACAGGUCCAGCAGUUAUAGAGGAAGGGGUCAUCAGUUGUAAUACUGUCUCAAAAAGGUGCCCAGUGGUUAUUACAAAAGAGGAGGUAUAUUCCCACCUCUCAUUGGCUGGAUUUGAAUAUGGGCCUACAUUCAGACUACUGGAUGAAAUUUGCUAUGGAGGAGAGUUCAGGGAGGCCCUGACCACCAUCACAGUUCCAGAUGAACUGCUGAGCCAACUGUAUGAGUACAGGUUGCACCCUGUGGUACUGGACUGUUUCCUACAGAUGACAUCUGUGGUGGCUCAAGAUGGGAGCUGUGCAAUACCUUGUUUCCCCUCUGCCAUUGAAAGGGUGGUGAUCUCCAGACCACUGCAGAGGGUGAUGAUCAUGUAUCUGAGGGUGACUCAAGAGACAUAUGAAUUUUAUGAGGUGUGUGGCUGUUUUGCAGACCCUUUGGGUCAUGUGUUAGUCGAACUAAAAGAUUUGAGGAUCACAUUUGUGCAAGGAUGCCCUCAGGUUGUUGAAUUCUUUCACAAUGACUUUAGAUCCUUUACAUAUGACAUGAGCGUUGGAAACAGCCCGAAAGCCUUAGUAUUUGAAGAUACUCUGGGAGUAGCUAAAGCUCUAAAGCCUUAUUUACACCCACAAUCUACUUUUGUUUCCCUCUCAAAACCGGCCCCAUCCGUUCCUGCUUUGCUCACUCAAUGCCUUGAGACCAAAGCUGGUGUGGAAUUUACAGAAGUUCUGUUCAUGUGGGGAAUUCAAGACCUGAGCCAAAUGAAAAUUGAGACUAUUCUGGACAGUUUAGUCGAAUGUUGUGAAUUCUACCGACAAAUUGCACUUACUUUGAGGGAGUACAGCUGCUCAUAUUUCAUACGCGUGAUCACCUACAGAUCAUCUGGUCAUAUUGUUGAUCAUAUCAGUCCUGGCUUUGUUUUGUCAGGUAUGACAAGAGCCCUCGCAGCAGAGAUGUCAGGCUUCUCGUUUCAAUUAAUUGACCUGGCAUCUGUGUCGAAUGAAGACAUACAGGUGUUAGCCUAUGUCAUUAGCUGCCAGCAGAGCAGACAGCACCCAGAGAUUAUGAUAAGCAAAGGUCAGGUUCAUUUAGCCACCAUAACAAGAAGUCCAUUUCAUGAUUCUAGAAAUACAGAGACAUGCAUCCAUUCUUUGCCAUCUCAAAGAUUUACCCUACAGACUGCAGAUCCCUACAGGAUGGGUAAAUUGUCAGCGGUUACAGUUAGUUUUGAUGAUGACCCCAUUCUGGAUAAAACUUUGGAAGUUAGACUUAAUAAAAUAUGUGUCCAUUCAUCUGACUACUUUCCAGUUAGUAUCUCUGACUUUAAAUUUGGUCGGACAAUGUACUGGUCCAAGCACUCCACCCAGAGCCACAAGCUCCUGGCUCUGGACUUCUGUGGCACCGUCACAGCUGUGGGGAAAGGUGUGAGGAAACUGAAAGUAGGAGACCACAUUGCAUCCUGCUACCCCAUUAUUGCUUCCUCUAAGAUCAUAAUUCCUGAGGAAGUAUGCUACAACAUUGCAAAACUUCCAUUUUUAAGAGUCCCAUGUGUCUCGUACUUUGUACUUGCAAGGGAAAUCUUUGACAAUGUAUUACCCAAAGACAAACCGAAAAUGGCCAUGACAGUUCUUUCAUCGGUUCCCAAAACUUUAGCGAAGUUACUUGUUGAGGUAGGAAAGACUAAGGGGUUGAAUGUGAAUAUCCAGACAGAGAUAAAUGACCAAAAUGCUGACUGUGCCGUUAUCAUCCUGCUGCCUCCUUAUGAUCAGUCUUUGGUGGUGAGUGCAAGCAGAAUAUCUUCAGUGAAGCACAUAGUAGUUGUCUGUAAUGAGGAAUUGACCUCACUCUCGCAUCUUAUUCAACAAAAAAAUCGAAAUGUCUGCGUCCACGUUCUGAAAACGUCUAGUGUUUUUCAGAAAGCCAACCUUAAAAGAGAGGGUCCAUAUCUGGAUCACUGGCUACAUGGGAUGACUUUUGGUAAGAUCUGUAUGACCAUACAAGAAAACACCUUUCAGAGAGAAGUCUUUCCUGAUAGGACAUCUUGCACACAAUCUCACUCAUACUUUAAUGUGGAGAACAUCUCUUUGAUUGUGUGCACCAAGAAUGAUUCUAUUCAUACGGAAACAAAUGUCCCCUUGCUCCCACAAGCCAAAGAACUCUUCAGAAAGAGGAGUGUGUACAUCGUAUCGGGGGGGCUAUCUGGGCUGGGGCUAGAGACGGUGAAGUUCAUCGCUCACAGAGGCGGAGAGUACAUUGUUUCCCUCUCCAGGAGUGUGCCCUCAGAUGAGAUUCAGCACAGAGUCAGUGGACUACAAAGGCAGUAUGGAGUCUCUGUGAUGACUCUCAAGUGUGACGUCUCAUUAGUCAAAGAUGUAGUGGAAGCUUUCACAGCCAUUGGCCAGAGGUUUCCCUCCUGCCCCAUCCGAGGUGUGUUCCACAGUGCAGCUGUGCUACACGAUGGCUUGAUUGAGACCCUUGACAGCUCACAUUUUAAGAAAGUGCUGAAACCAAAAGUGAGUGGAGCUUUAAACCUGCACUAUGCAACACUGCACAGCAAACUCGAAUACUUUGUUUGCUAUUCCUCCAUCUCCUCUUUCCUGGGAAAUGCCUCUCAAACUAACUAUGCCGCUGCCAACUCUUUUUUGGAUAUCUUUUGUCAUUACCGCCGCAACCUUGGACUUGCUGGGCAGGCCAUCAACUGGGGACCCCUUAACCUGGGCCUUCUACUGAACAAAGUACAUUUUCAAAGGUUCUUAGAAGCAAAAGGGUUGACAAUCAUGGAGGUCUCGGAGACACAUGAGGCCUUGGCGCGAUGCUUGUUGACAAACAACACGCAACAGGUCGUUUGUAAAUUUAAUUUCAGAAACCUGCAGAACCAUGUCCUUUCUCAAAACGCGUCUCUCAGGGUACGACUGUCGCCACUGGUAGAACAGGAGCUCGAGAUGAGAGGGCAAGAGACAGAGCCAAAGGUUCACCCUGUGAACACUGAGGAGGAUUAUGUGAAAAGCCUGCUUAGUGACCUGAGUAAUGCUGACAUUUGUGAGUUGAGAGAGAGCAGUACACUUACUUCAUUAGGUAUUGAUUCGAUGUCUGCCAUGACUAUGCAGAACCACAUAUUUAAAGACUGGGGUGUGACUGUGCCGUUGGUAAAGAUACUGGAUCCCAAUUGCACCAUGUCCAGUCUAGUUCUAAUCCUAAAGCAGAGUACUGAUGUGGGUAUUGAAUAAAUUGUAAAUUUGCCCAGAAUCCUUUCCUAUAUAAAGUUUCAUUGGUAAAUACCAGUUAACAGAGCAGCAGGAAGCUAUAAGGUAUAAGGUUGAACCUAUGAGAUAUAAGGUGUAACCUAUGAGGUAUAAGGUUGAACCUAUG